This is a messenger RNA of Microstroma glucosiphilum, 1779 nucleotides long. RefSeq lists its product as hypothetical. NCBI's taxonomy places the organism in Eukaryota, Fungi, Basidiomycota, Exobasidiomycetes, Microstromatales, Microstromataceae. The record is from RefSeq and is a predicted model, not a curated record. The coding region runs from base 1 to 1779 and encodes 592 amino acids. The transcript has a single exon.
AUGUCAACUGAAUCGACUGAGCCUGUCGUUGAAACAAGCAGUCCCCCUCCCUCCCGUCCUUCGACUCCUCCUUCCUCUCGCCGCGACCUUCAACCCAUCGUUCCCACUCGCUUCGACCCAGACCAACCUCUUCGCAAGCCCAGACAGCGAAAGAAGAACAUGGUCGACCCCAAUCCCACACCCCAGCCGCCUGCGGGCACCCGCACUUCUCCAGUCGAGCAGAGCCCCCCGGGAGAUGUCGCGCCCACGGCGCCCGGGACUGCCAUCGCUCUCACCUUGGAUCAAGUCCUCAAGAUGAUCGAUUACUCGAUGGGAAAGCAGCAGCAAGUCUUCACACAGGCGUUGCGAGAAGUCUUCCCUGCUCCUCAGGCGACGCCACCCAGGUCCCCAGAGGUCGCCGCCCGCGACAUUCGCAAGCUACGCGAAGAGGGAAUCAAGUUGCUACUGGCACCUCAUAGCAACCUCACCCCACGAGAGGCGUUCACGGCCGUGGGCAUGACGGAGUCCGAGGCAGCAGAGACGGCUCUAUCUCUACGACCAUCCGAGAUGACUUUCCCAAGUCCUCCUCAAUCUCAGCACAGCGUCUCCCCCCGAGGAUCUCCCGACAAUCAUCACGAGGGCACUUCCCACCGCAAUGGCUCAGCCGGCACGGACUACUCAUCCCGAGGCCCAGCACCCCACCAGCGUUUCGAGCGACGAGGCCCCGAUCAACGACCUCAGUCCUACGAAGCCAAUCCUCAUGAGCAGGAGCGACCACCCCGACGAGACUUACCGAUGGACAACUCGUCUCGACCCCCUCCGGUCAAGCCAGAAGACUUGGGUCAGUUCGACGGCAGCUCCACUUCUUACGGGAUAUGGAUGUCAACCAUCACGGCCUACAUCCACUUCCGCCCAAACGAUCAGGCCUGGCAUGACGCCAUCGUCCGCUGCAUUCCGUUCUGCCUCAAAGAAGGUGCUCGCUUCUGGUACACUACGCUCGACGACGAGUCCAGGUCGAACUUGCGUAGCUGGGAUCGAUGGGUCGCCGAGAUGAAUCUCGCCUUCCGUCCGAAUCCCACGGUCCUUGCAGACCUUGCCGAAGCCAGGAAGUGGGAUGGCAUAGAAGACAUCAGCCUGUACUACUACGCCAAGCUGGCCUUACUACGCCAAGCAUACCCUGACAGGCCAGUCAACUCUUUCGCUCGCCAGAUCAAAGCAGGGCUGCCUCAGGAAUGCCAAGGCAUGGUGCGCACAGUCAUGAGCCACAACCCAGAGCUGAAGUACCUCCUCAACGAACUCCGUGAGCAGGAGGACACCUUCAAGAAGAUGAUCGCAAACCAGAAGAAGAUUGACUCGAUUCCCAUGAGGGGAAACACCAAUCUGACUCCGUCUUCCGCGCCCAGUACGUUGGCUCCCAUGGUCACCACAACGGUUCGACAGGAGACCACCCGAACAGCGUCAGCUCGUCGCUUCAACACAGCCGACUUGAAGGCCACGUUCCGCGCCGAUGGCUUGUUCAAGGAAGGAAAUACCGUGAAGUACCGAGUACCAGGAACCUCAGACGUAAUGGUCUUGAACCGCAACUGCAAGAUGUGCGACGCCGGACACUGGGAUUGGAUGCACGACCUUCUUCAGCCCAAAGGUUCCGUCAACGUAGCAGACGCCGAGCUCUUUUGGGUCGAACAGUGGGAUGAGCAGUCGCACCCAGCGACGGGAGACAAUCUCAACAAGAUGGCAACCAUUGAGGCACCCCCAUCUGCCAAGAUCACGGAGAUCCCAUCUCCCUCAGCAAAAAACUAG